This is a messenger RNA of Saprolegnia parasitica CBS 223.65, 291 nucleotides long. RefSeq lists its product as hypothetical. NCBI's taxonomy places the organism in Eukaryota, Oomycota, Saprolegniomycetes, Saprolegniales, Saprolegniaceae. The record is from RefSeq and is a predicted model, not a curated record. The transcript is spliced from 3 exons. Gene Ontology annotation, cellular component: cytoplasm. The coding region runs from base 1 to 291 and encodes 96 amino acids. Gene Ontology annotation, molecular function: 5'-deoxynucleotidase activity.
AUGACGACCCGCGGGAUCUCGGCUUCGAGCGCGCUCGACUUCCUCCGCGUCUGCGGCCAGCUAAAGCGCCUCAAGCGUACGGGCUGGGUCAACCACCAGGUCCAUGCGCCCGAGUCGGUCUCGGACCACAUGUACCGCCUGGCCAUGUGCAGCCUUCUCCUCGACAACGACUCGUCCGUCGACCGCAUGAAGUGCAUCAAGAUGGCCAUCGUACACGACUUGGCGGAAGCGUUCGUUGGCGACAUUACGCCCCACGACGGUACGUUCGCCUCUAACUGCUGCGGCUGCUGA